Messenger RNA from Ornithodoros turicata, 1302 nucleotides. Its product is annotated as ankyrin repeat and MYND domain-containing protein 2-like. Lineage: Eukaryota; Metazoa; Arthropoda; Arachnida; Ixodida; Argasidae. The transcript has a single exon. Gene Ontology annotation, molecular function: protein binding. The record is from RefSeq and is a predicted model, not a curated record. The coding region runs from base 21 to 1136 and encodes 371 amino acids.
GCGCAGUGCAUAUUUCCAAAAUGGCCGUCAAACAGGGCGACUUGACGGAGAGCGAAACAGCCCUGCAUAAAGCUGUUCAAGAAGGAGACGUCGCCCAAGUGCGAACGCUUCUAAACAACGUUCGCAUCGACUGCCUCGACGAGAAUGGCAUGACUCCGCUCCAGCACGCUGCCUACAGGGGAAACUACGAGCUCUGUAAGAUCAUCCUCGAGUGCGGCGCGGACGUCAAUUCUCACUACCACGAUUCCGGAUACACGGCCCUAAUGUUCGCGGGGCUCGCCGGAAAAUGCGACGUCGUCAGCCUUCUGCUCGAACACGGAGCAUCGACGACCGCGGUGAACACGUUGGGACGCACCGCCUCCCAAAUGGCAGCAUUCGUGAGCAACUACGACGUCGUCUCGAUCAUAAACAAUUUCUUGCCCAAAGAGGAGCUGGAAUAUUACACCCGACCCCACGGCCUCGAGAAAGAACCCAAGCUGCCGAUCGCGCUGUGCACGCCGCUCUACCAUCUCGUUUUGCGCACCAACAUUCACCCGGUGAGCAUAGCGCUCUACCUCCAAGAGCGGCGCAAGCUCUUGGUGGAAGAUAUCGAACGGGUGCUAAAAUUACUCUGCGAGAAACAAAUGAAGGCGUCGUCCGAGCCCAACGAGAUGCUGGCCCUCAAAUUCCACCACCUCGCCUUCGUCGUGGGGCUGUGCAGGAAAGCAGACGACAUGCAGCCCCUCAUCAAAAGCUGGCUCAAGGGCCGCGACGAGGACGGCUUCCCGGUGCAGCUGGAGAAAGUGCUGCGCCAAUGCGUGCGCGAGUUCCCGUACCGCGAGUGCGGCCUCCUCCAGCAGCUGGUGCACACGCUGUCCGCCGUUCAGAUCGGCGACGAGCCGAGCGCCAUCUCCAUCCUCACGGAGGCCGUGCGGGGCCAGAAGGGCCUGGACCAGUCGCUCUCCUGCACUACGUGCGGGGAACCCAAGGCCGAGAAACGCUGUGCCUCCUGCAAGUCCGUGCAGUACUGCGGGCCCCCCUGCCAGAGGUUGCACUGGUUCACUCACAAAAAACACUGCGCUCGCCUCGGAACCGAGUACAAGAAACAGAUGGAAGCCCUCAGGCAGGAGGAAGUGCAACCCCAGUCUGCCACAUAGGAGUCGUUAUUUCGAACGUGACUGUGCAAAAAAUGUCCGCGUUGUGAUGAUGGUAAUAUAUUAUGUACGGUAGAUUUGUUAUUUGUUUGUAGAUGUGUUCUUGUUGAAUUGAUGUUUGACAUCGCUAAAUAAAAAGCCCCUUCGCAUCCUGGUGCAGUAAAGGCUA